UAUCCGAGGGCAAAACAGGAAGACAACACUGCACAAAAAUCUAACCUAUCUUAUGAGUCACAUUGCAAAAUGGUAACUAGAAAGGGUGUAUUCCGACGUGUAACGAACUGUUAACAUAUUCAGAAGAAUGUAGAAGAAGAAUUAUUUGUAAUCGGUUUGGCAUUUGUCCGCAAAAAUGUCGAGAUUUUUCCGAUUCCUUAGCCGCCGUCGGACUGGCAGACGGCAGAAGCUUGGAGAACAAGCACCCAUCAAAAAGAAGAAUGCUAUUACUUGUACGGUUAUGUUAUUGGAUUCUACAGACUUCACACUAGAUUUUUCCAAAAAGGCUGAUGGCAAGGAGCUGUUUGAGCAGGUGUUUUAUCAUCUUGACAUCGUAGAGAAGGAUUACUUCGGGCUGCAGUACACCGACCACCACAAUGUCAAUCACUGGCUAGACCCAACAAAAAGGAUCAAGAAACAAGUCAAAAUUGGACCACACUAUACAUUCCGAUUCCGUGUCAAAUUUUACCCUUCGGAUCCUAAUAACUUACACGAAGAGCUUACUAGAUAUCAGUUUUUCCUGCAGUUAAAAAGUGAUCUGCUGUCCGGGAGACUUGAAGCCAACUUUGACACCAGUAUUGAGCUAUCCGGAUUCGCACUUCAAUCUGAACUUGGUGACUAUGAUGUGGAGGCGCAUACACCUGGUGUUAUAUCAGAGUUCCACUUCGUCCCCAACCAGACUGAGGAAAUGGAACUGGAAAUGGUGGAACAAUUCAAAACAUGCCGGGGACAAACUCCAGCCAUGGCAGAGCUGAACUACCUGAACAAAGCCAAAUACCUGGAAAUGUACGGGGUGGACAUGCAUUUUGUAAUGGGCCGUGACGGGUCAGAGUAUAAGCUGGGACUCACACCAACAGGUAUUUUGGUUUACGAGGGCACGGCCAAGAUUGGACUCUUCUUCUGGCCUAAAAUGACGAAAUUGGACUUCCGCGGUAAACUACUGACUCUGGUGGUAGUCGAGGAUGACAAUGAGGGUAGAGAACAAGAACACACUUUCGUGUUCCGACUUGAAACUGAAAAGGCAUGUAAGCAUUUAUGGAAGUGUGCGCUGGAGCACCACGCAUUCUUCCGUCUAAAGGGGCCCGUAAAAGGACCAGGCACGCGACAGAACUUCUUCAGGAUGGGGUCUAGAUUCCGUUACAGUGGGAGGACAGAAUAUCAAACGUCUUCUGUGAGUCGAGCGAGACGCAGUGUACGAUUUGAACGGAAAGGAAGUCAGCGAUACUCAAGGCGACCAACUUUCGAGAAGAAGGAGAGAGAGGCGGCCAUGAAACGAGAACAGGAGAAGAGAGAUGCCAAGAAACGGGAGUCUGCCGAGCGACAUCAAAAAGCUGUCGUAGAACCCACGAAACCAGCAGCCCCAGUGGCUGCAGCAUCAUCUAAAAUAAAAACUCCACCAAGAAGCCCCACCCCAAAAUCUCCAGUGACCAAUGGCACUACAGGAGCCUGGGGAAAGCAUCGAAAAUCUGGAUCAGAAAAAGAUGUACCAGAUGCUCCAUCUCGGUCCAAGUCACCCAUUGCUGGGGCAUCUGGACAUGAAAAGGACAUUAAUUUGAAAGAAGCAUCUGAGGCCGCCCAAGCUAGAAUCAAAGGUCUUGAUGAGACACGACCUUUACGACCUCCAGUGCUAAAGGUCAAACCAGAUGUCAACAAUUUCCAGAAUAACCAGGUGAAAUUUCCUAGCGGUCCUGCUGUCAUCCCUCCCGAUCAGAUGAAGUGCAAUAUUCUCAAGGCCAAGAUGGAGGAGGAGCUCCGAAAAGAGCAACCAGAGGAGGACAGUGAACCUGACGACCAUGCUGAGGAAGAGGAACAGAGGAGCGACAGUAACAGAGACGAGGGAAGUGAUUCCGAGGAUGAAAUCAGCCGCAGGAAAAAGGGGUUACGCGUGGAUAUUAAGUCGAUCGAAGAUGACAAGGGACAGAUCAGCCCAAGGAGUACCCAAAGCGACAAAGUGUUUCAUGGCUCCGUAUCAUCCGGCCCUGUGGUUAAUCACUCAGGGGUCGAAGGUCAAGCCCGGUUGACCAAUCUCAACAAUGAGGUGUUCAUCCUGACUCCGCCUCCCAGCAGUAUCACUAAACAGCCGACCGUGAGCACCACAAGCACAGGCAGCACAGCAGACGGUGACACUACAGACUCCCCUCCCCCGGGGGUCCGUUUCCCCAAGGCUAGGGUAGUAUCUACUGAUUCUGAGUCUGAAAAACCCACCUUGAGAAUGCCUUCUACAUCCUCAAGCUUCAGACAGCCUCGGGUGUCGUCCACCUCCUCCUCUGGGUCUGUUUCCCCAACAAGCCCACAACCUUCAACCACUCAGUCUGCUGUGCCCCUUCGACCCCCGCCCCCAAGCCGAGGAAGCAACAUCCCACGUUUGUCUAGCCCAUCUGAGGUGCCAUCUCAUGUUAGCAAUGAGGAAGGGGAGAUAAUUAUUGAUUUCCCCACCUUGGAGAAGAAAAAGGAUAGCAAAAUACCCAAGCCUGCCCCUAGGUCUAGUAUUGCAUCGCCAAUUACUAACGAGUCUCCAACAUCACCUGUAAGCAAAAUUCCUGCUCCCUCAAUGAUUCCCUCGGCAAGGACUUCAACCAAUCCUUUUGCAGCCCUUCCUCCUCCCGUCAAGCAGAUCCCAAGAUCCAGCAAUCCCUUUGCAGCCCCCGCCCCUCCCAGUCAGAUCCCCACGAAGCCCCGGAUGAUAACACCCCCAAAAUCUACAAACCCAUUCGCCGCACCACCCCCUCCUCUUCCUAACAAAUCCAACAAUCCUUUCUUGGAUGAUGAGGAAGAGAUUGAAGAUGUAGACAAGACCUCCCCAACGUCCGUUAAACCAGCCUCAUCAUCUUUACCUAAACCCCGUGAGUCACGUAUUCCUAAACUGCCCACCAGCCCUACCACAAAAAACGACGACUUUCUUAGGAACAGUUUUAAGCAAGAAAAUACUGGGUCAAUUAAGAGCCCUACAACUCAAGAUGUGCCACCACCCAGACCCCCAAAAGCCCCGCGAACCUCGGCCAACCUCAGCUCUAUCCCUGUACCCAAGUCUGCCUCCCUGGCCUCUCCCACCGGUGGUCAAGCCUCGUCUACUUCCUCCCUCUCCACAACCACCAGCACCGUCGGGAAGAAGGAGCAGAGUGGGAUUCCUGCCCCUGUGGUCAUUGAGACAUCAUUUUCCGGAAACAAGAUGGUGACACGUACAACAUCCUCAACAAGUACAAAGAGUCUCCCAGGCGGUCAGCCCCACGUCAGUCACACAAUCACAGUGUCCCGCAAUAAGUCGGAAUCCAGCAGCCGCAAUACUGCUGUCAACGGCGAGGGGUUAUCACCGUGGCAUGUACAGUCCCCGGAGCAACCAGUCGUGCAGCGAAAAGUCACCCUGACAACGGAAUUAUGAAGAUGUUCGUUAUCCAUCAAUGUUUUGUUCAUGAAGAUACAUUAUGAUUUGAAUGGUCAGUUUUUUUCGCCUUUCUUAUUUCAUCCAUAGGUACAAAAUGAGCUGAAGUGUUUCUGUAUUUGAGCUGUUGGAAAAAUUGGUUGAUGAUAUGAAAGAAGGAAGGAGAAUUUUCAACUUUGGGAACUUAACAGAUUUAUAAUUGAAGAUCAAAUAACUUGCAAAUACAGAUGUGUCUUUUUAUUAAAUCGUCAAGCUUGCGAAAUAUGAAACAAUGAUGAAGUCUUGAGCACGAGGAUCUGACACAAACAAAUACAAUUAAUCAUGGAUCUUUUUAAAGUGUUUCUUUGUUGGAAGAACAAGAUUUUCGUCAGAAUUUUAGCUGUGUUGUGGUUUAAAAGUUGUCUAGGAAAAAAACAGUUGUUGCAAAUCUAACAUAGAUUGGACUAAUUUUACAAUUGUUUUGACGUCUUCCUCCAAAAUCGGUGACAUUGGAAGAAUCUACUGUUGAAAUUAUUGCAAUGGAUAUUGUGUAAAAGGGUUGCCUUUUUGUUAAACUUCUUGCGAAAACGAUUUUAAACAAGGAUGGCUUGAAUCUUGUAAUUUUGGUCUUUAUUUUCAUCGAUGUAGGACAGGACUAUGGGCUUUAAUGACAAGAUUGUCCUACAUCAACUUCGAACGUUAUGUACAAAUUUUUAUAUCAUUUAUAAAGUAGAUCAAUCUUCUAUCCUUAUUUUAUAAAUUGAUUUCUAAGAUAUUAUUACAGCCAAGUUUUAACACAUAGAGGUUGCCGAUUAAGCUUGUCAUUACGAUUUACCUUUUUAGUAAACAUUUCAUUUUUUAAAUAAGGUUGUCCUAUGUUUAACUCAUUCACCCCUGAAGACACAAUUGAACUC
This is a messenger RNA of Mizuhopecten yessoensis (Yesso scallop), 4311 nucleotides long. Its product is annotated as band 4.1-like protein 5. Gene Ontology annotation, cellular component: cytoskeleton. Lineage: Eukaryota; Metazoa; Mollusca; Bivalvia; Pectinida; Pectinidae. The record is from RefSeq and is a predicted model, not a curated record. The coding region runs from base 176 to 3418 and encodes 1080 amino acids. The transcript is spliced from 19 exons. Gene Ontology annotation, molecular function: cytoskeletal protein binding.